Camelina sativa (false flax) is the source of this 954-nucleotide messenger RNA. Lineage: Eukaryota; Viridiplantae; Streptophyta; Magnoliopsida; Brassicales; Brassicaceae. The record is from RefSeq and is a predicted model, not a curated record.
AUGGAGAAAUGGCACGUGGUGCUGAGAUACGAGCGAGAGUGUAAACAAGAAAAAAAUGUGGUUGGAAUGUUUUGGGAUCGUCACGGCUUAGUGAAUGUUCUUUUUGGUUUUAAGUGUUCGUUUUCGUNACGUCCCACGAAGUCUCCUCCUCCACCACUAGAGGAUCCUAAACCUGCACCUCCCAGUAGAAGUCCAGAUACUCCACCAACAACAAUCUCUUCUCCUCCUCCACGUUCUCCUCCUGAAAUACUUGUCCCAGGUUCUGACAACCCAUCACAGAACAACCCUGCUCUUAGGCCUCCUCAUGAUACUUCAAGUUCAACUAAUGGUAGUGGACUUGGUGCUGGUGCUGUUGUUGGUAUCAGCGUAGCAGUGGCGCUUGUUGUGUUCAGUCUUAUUGGAAUUUUUGUCUGGUGCUUGAGGAGACGAGAGAAACGUCUUUCAGCUGUUAGUGGUGGCGAUGUUACGCCAUCACCAAUGAGCUCUACCGCAAGAUCAGAUUCAGCGUUUUUUAGGAUGCAGUCAUCUGCACCUAUUGUAGGUAGCAAGCGUUCUGGCAGUCAUCAUUACUCACAGUCACAAUCUGGCGGCUUAGGCAAUUCGAAAGCAUUGUUUUCUUAUGAAGAACUUGUGAAGGCAACAAAUGGGUUUUCAGAAGAAAAUUUAUUGGGUGAAGGUGGAUUUGGUAGUGUAUAUAAAGGGAUAUUACCGGAUGGGAGAGUAGUUGCUGUGAAACAACUUAAAAUUGGUGGAGGACAAGGCGACCGAGAGUUUAAAGCUGAAGUUGAGACUCUUAGCAGGAUUCAUCACCGCCAUUUGGUUUCCAUCGUGGGACAUUGCAUCUCUGGUGACCGUAGAUUGCUCAUUUAUGAUUAUGUCUCUAAUAAUGACCUUUACUUCCACCUUCAUGGUAAAGUAAAAACAUCUCCAAGUGAUCUGGUUUUGCGUGAGUGA